AUGCCUGUUCGGCCAACCAUCCGAACAGAUGCAUCCCUUGGUCUGUAUAACCGCCGACCACUAACCGCCCAACCGUCCAUGGUUGAUGCGAUCAUGGAUGAGGAGGUUCAGGAAAAGCAGCUUUUGGCCGAGGAAGAAGAUGGAAUGGAGCAGCUUGAAGCCGAGGAGGGACUUGAAGCCGCGCAACUUGAACCUGAUGGAGCUAAACAUAUGGAGCUGGAACCUGACGGAAUUAAAGAGCUUGCAGCUGAGAAGGAGCUUGUUUCCAAGGAUUCUGUAGCUGCGCCAAUGGAACUGAUUACUCAUUCUGGAGUUAAUCUUGAGCCAAGAUGGAGAAGACAUGAUCCUAAACCUCCCUGGUUUUUGAUCCAAGCUCAAGAGAUCAGCAAAUGGGCAUGUGUCUCAUUUGUACUCUUUUUCCCUUGUCAAGUUUUGUCCCAAUGGGUUUUCUUGACAAGAGAUCUCUUCCGCUGGAUCUCUAGUAUAGCCAUUCGUUUCACUUUUCAAUCCGCUCAAUCAUUCAUCAUCGGUUCCUUUGUGAUCCGAUCCUCCAUUCACUUACCUUCAAUCGAUCUACUCCAGGGCGUAUCAGGUGGUGCUAUGGCCUCAGAAGAAGAAGAAGAGGAAACAAGCCGAGAAUCACCAUCAAGCCUCAACGAAGCCAUGCUUGAACAGAUCAAGAAGAUGAUGAUUGAGGAGUUUGAUCGGAGAGAAAAGAUUAAAGAAGGAAAGCGGAAGCAACCUAAGGAUCCGGUCACAUCUAAGAAGAAGCCGAUUGAGGAUCUUAGUGGUUACAUGAUGAUUCCGCCAUUCCAUGGGAACAAUGAUCCGGAUGUAUAUCUGGAUUGGGAGAGGAAGUGCGAGAUUAUCUUCAACCGACAUAACAUAGCUGACAUCAACCGAGUCACAUUAGCAGCUAUGGAGUUCAAGUAUUAUGCUCUAAGUUGGUGGAAACAGGUUGAGACGGCACGAGCUUAUAGUGGAGCUUAUGAGAUCUCUACUUGGGGAGAAAUGAAAAGGGUUAUGAGGCAGCGGUUCGCUCCCAUCAUUAUCAGCGACCAGGAACAGAGACCACGUGCUAAGGAGCUCCCAAGCAAGGUGAUCCCUUCCUCUAUUAGUCCAAAGCCUAUGGCAGCAGAAAGUGUCAAAGAAGUGCCAAAGGAUCACGCGGAGAAAGGUUUAGGUGCCAAAGAUGUUUCAGUCCAAACCCCCUGUUACCAACUGCAAGGAAACAAGAAACAAGAAAUUGUUUCAGUCUCUAACAAUGGAAAGGUACAAGCUAAACUUUUUCAAACUGUUUAUGAUGAUUCCAUGACUGGUAUGAUGCACUUGUCUUUCUCCAAAGGUGUUGAGACAGGUACAGGAAGUAGUGAAGAACAAAUGGAGAAAGCAAAUCAAGAAAAGGAGACUCAACCAAACCUGGAUCCGCCAGAAUCUAAACCACCAGACCAACAACUACAAGACCAUGAGUUCAAUCCAGAAGGACCAGAACCGAACAACAAGAGGAAGUCAAAAUCAGAACAAGAAUACAGUCAAGCCAUGCCUACUUCUAAGCUAAGUGAAUUCUUAAACCAACACAUUCAUCCUGUCUUUUUAACUGUCUUAAUGCACUUGUCUUGGUUUAAAGAAGUUGAGAAAGGUACAGCUGAGCAAGAGAGACGCCUAGAAGCUCACAAAGCUUUAACUUGCCAUACCAAGAAGGAGUAUGAGCAACAUGUUCUUAAGCCAAUUGCCGCAGCUGAUUCACUAAUGAGCGUUUUGAAUAGUACACAGGUUAGUGAAGCUCAAUACUUGAUUUACUAUUGGGAUCAUUUCAUGAUACAUCAGAAACUUCAGAAUUUUGUUUUUGAAAUUCCCAUUUCAAGUAUAAUGCACUUGUUCUUUUCCUUGAGUGUCAACAAAGGAUCAGGUUUUAUGGAGAAGCAUAAGGAACUGGAAGAAGCAGCAUCAAAGAACAACACAGUCUCAUCUCACGUUCAUCUCAUUCCCUGUUCACCUAUGGUUCUUUGUUUGAGUUCUCUAUUUACCAAAGGCGAGGCAACACUGAACCAAAAUCAAGAAGAGUGGCUCACAUUUUCCAAUCCAAUUCCAGAGAAACCACCAGACUCUUAUCUAGGAUAUCCAAAGAAGCAAACCCAAGGUAAGUAUCUAGAUUCCCAAAGGCGUAUGAGACCUAAUUUGCUUUCUUUUGGUGCAGGUCAACUAGUUUUGAGGACAAAACUUUUUCAAGAGGGAGGAGAUGAUGCGAUCAUGGAUGAGGAGGUUCAGGAAAAGCAGCUUUUGGCCGAGGAAGAAGAUGGAAUGGAGCAGCUUGAAGCCGAGGAGGGACUUGAAGCCGCGCAACUUGAACCUGAUGGAGCUAAACAUAUGGAGCUGGAACCUGACGGAAUUAAAGAGCUUGCAGCUGAGAAGGAGCUUGUUUCCAAGGAUUCUGUAGCUGCGCCAAUGGAACUGAUUACUCAUUCUGGAGUUAAUCUUGAGCCAAGAUGGAGAAGACAUGAUCCUAAACCUCCCUGGUUUUUGAUCCAAGCUCAAGAGAUCAGCAAAUGGGCAUGUGUCUCAUUUGUACUCUUUUUCCCUUGUCAAGUUUUGUCCCAAUGGGUUUUCUUGACAAGAGAUCUCUUCCGCUGGAUCUCUAGUAUAGCCAUUCGUUUCACUUUUCAAUCCGCUCAAUCAUUCAUUAUCGGUUCCUUUGUGAUCCGAUCCGUCCAUUCACUUAACUUCAAUCACGAUCUACUCCAGGGGCGUAUCAAUGCUCGCCCAGCUAGUUCAGCUGGCCAGCUAGCUGGUUCAACUGGUAGCUCAGCUACUUCAGCUCCUCUAGCUCAUCUAGCUCGACCCCUUAGUCCCAUUUGA
This is a messenger RNA of Microthlaspi erraticum, 2856 nucleotides long. NCBI's taxonomy places the organism in Eukaryota, Viridiplantae, Streptophyta, Magnoliopsida, Brassicales, Brassicaceae. The record is from the annotation of a GenBank genome assembly.